This is a messenger RNA of Sphaerodactylus townsendi, 860 nucleotides long. Its product is annotated as ly6/PLAUR domain-containing protein 2-like. The record is from RefSeq and is a predicted model, not a curated record. Gene Ontology annotation, molecular function: acetylcholine receptor inhibitor activity. The coding region runs from base 175 to 558 and encodes 127 amino acids. NCBI's taxonomy places the organism in Eukaryota, Metazoa, Chordata, Lepidosauria, Squamata, Sphaerodactylidae. The transcript has 3 exons.
CUGAAGGGUCAAAGCCAACUUGUUUUUUUCAGCGAAUUACUGUUCUGGAGGGGAGGAUAGACAGAUAGAAAACAUUGUCACAGCUAGCAAAAGGCAGGGGACACAGAAUAUGUAUUAGUUGGGACGACUGACAACCUGCAUGCUAAGACACUAAGGGAUUGCUCAGGAGACGGGAUGAAGGUCUUUCUGUCUGUGCUGUUGGCUGCCGUUGCCUACGCUGAGCUCGCCCAAGCUUUGCGGUGCUUUUCUUGCAGCGAGCUGACAAGUGCUCACAAAUGUCUGAGUGUGGCCAACUGUUCGGCAAACGACACCAUGUGCAAGACGACCAUGUACUCCCUGGAAGAAGUGUAUCCUUUCGUGGGCGAUGCAACUGUUACCCGAUCGUGUUCUCCAAAAUGCGUCCCGUCUGAUGUGGAUGGGAUUGGCUUGACGCGCCCAGUGACGUGUUGUAACACCGACCUCUGUAACUACGACGCGGCAGCCACUAUUCAGAUCAGUUAUGCCACGGUGGUGUCUUCGGUGGUUUCCUUCUUCAUCCUUCUCAGGACUGGACUGUGAUGGGAAAGGAAAACACGGCCCGUCUUAAGGUAUCCAAAUAAUGAAGAAGAAGAAGAAAGAAGAAGAAGAGUUGGAUUUAUAUCCCCCCUUUCUCUCCUGUUAGGAGACUCAAAGGGGCUGACAAGCUCCUUUCCCUCCUCCCCCCUUCCACAACAAACACUCUGGUGGCUUCAUCUGUUCUUAGAAGACAAGGAAUGUGUGUGUCCGACCCUCGUGUCCUCACAGGAAGAAGAAACUGGAAACGCUUGUUCUGAAAAUUAACUGCUCUUAAGACACACAGCAAAUAAAAAACCUGAUCCUUA